Oncorhynchus kisutch (coho salmon) is the source of this 2051-nucleotide messenger RNA. Its product is annotated as zinc finger protein SNAI2-like. Gene Ontology annotation, molecular function: RNA polymerase II cis-regulatory region sequence-specific DNA binding; DNA-binding transcription factor activity, RNA polymerase II-specific. Gene Ontology annotation, biological process: regulation of DNA-templated transcription. The record is from RefSeq and is a predicted model, not a curated record. Bases 96 to 1088 code for a protein of 330 amino acids. NCBI's taxonomy places the organism in Eukaryota, Metazoa, Chordata, Actinopteri, Salmoniformes, Salmonidae. The transcript has 3 exons.
CCCGGUGCACUUGUCCUUUCAUUCUAAUUGGUCCGACAGGGUGUGUAUGCAAAUUUUUAGCGACCCCUGCACCUGACUCUCCACUCCACUGAAGAAUGCAAGGCAAAAGACAGCCUCCAAGAGCUAUUUAUUCAACAGGUCAUCCUACUAGCACUCACUUGUUACAUUAUUGCGGCGCUGCAGACUCAUCAAUAACUCAGAGCUAUAUGAUAAAGAUGCCAAGGUCGUUUCUGGUGAAGAAACAUCUCACCAAUAAGAAGCCAAACUAUGGAAUUCUGGAUUCAAAAGCAGACGAUCUCUACACCAGCCUGGUCCAGCCUGAGGUAGCCUGUUACAUCCCCAGCACUCCUCAGCCCCUGGAGGGUUGGCUGCCAGGGCCAAGUCUCAUCCCCACACCAGCCUCCAUGCACUUUCCACAGGUAGACAGGCUGGCUUCAAGGGACACCAGCUUGUCACUGCAUAGCUCAACACAGGAAAUCCUCUACCCCCUGUCAGUGUCUCACAACAAUCUGCUAAGAGACUCACACUCCGGACUUGAGCCCCUGGGAACCAUGGAACCCCAGACCUUCCUGCUCUCACAGGACUUCAGACACCUGGAGGAGAGGGGCAGCAUGCCUAAUCCCCUCCUGGGCCUUGUUCACUCUAGUGUUAGUCAGGAGCGCUUUGAAUGCUUCGACUGCCACAAAGCCUACUUCACCUUCUCUGGGCUGGCCAAGCACAGGCAGUUGCACUGUGAGUGGCAGUGUCACAAGUACUUCAGCUGCAAGUACUGUGACAAGGAGUACGUGAGUCUGGGAGCUCUGAAGAUGCACAUCCGAACACACACACUGCCCUGCGUCUGCAAGCUCUGUGGGAAGGCCUUCUCCAGGCCUUGGCUGCUCCAGGGACACAUUCGCACACAUACAGGUGAGAAGCCCUUCUCCUGCCCACACUGCAGCCGGGCAUUUGCUGACCGCUCCAACCUCCGAGCACACCUGCAGACACACUCUGACAUCAAGAAAUACCAGUGCAAGAGCUGCUCCAAAACCUUCUCCAGGAUAUCUCUGCUCUCCAAGCAUGAAGAGUCUGGCUGCUGCCCACAGUCCUGAUGCCAUUUACUGCCUGUGCUGCCCACUCUGAACCUGUUGCUUACUUGCCUAGGCUACGUCUGGUUCUACUAACAUCAGACUGCUGUGCCCUCACAACGCACUGGAGAAAGACUGCUAUUAGUGACACGGAGCUCUGAAUACUGUAUGUUGUUGGUCUCUGACAUUUCAAGCUCAUGAAAUAAGCACAAUGGACUGUGUCCAAAGAUGUUCUUAUGUCAUAUAUUUGAUAUAUGAAGUAGUUGUUUGACAAAAAAAAGAGAAAAGUUAUCGCAUGCUGCCAAAAAUACUUGAAAUUUAAAAGCCUUGAAGUUUUGAUUGUGUUAUUGAUGAUUACCCGUGCCUUUUGAGGAAAUGUAUAGCGGGAGUAUACAAUUUUGUAUGAACUUUGUUUGUUUAAAAACAAUAAAUACCUACUUUUGUACAAUAUGCCUAAAUAUGAAAACAUGCAUCAUCAUGGGAGACAUGAACCACUGAGAUGAAAGCACAAGCCCUUGUCUAAGUCAAGCCCUGUCUAAGUCAAGCCCUGUCUAAGUCAAGCCCUGUCUAAGUCAAGCCCUGUCUAAGUCAAGCCCUGUCUAAGUCAAGCCCUGUCUAAGUCAAGCCCUGUCUAAGUCAAGCCCUGUCUAAGUCAAGCCCUGUCUAAGUCAAGAAAUAUUGAAGAAACUCACUUUUCAAAAAAUCUAAACAAAGACUGAGUGACUGCUGAAGAGUGCACAAGUAGAGUAUUAGAACUAAAUGUUUCCUAUCAGUGACCCGGCACGUUCCUACUUUACGACCAUUUCUUGGCAUUGUGAGAUCACUGGCAUACUGUAAAUAUCCUCAUGGGCACACAGGAAACUGGAGAAUAAAGCGAUUAGGAUAAACAGAAAACAGAUAGUGUGGGUGACUUUCUGGUAGUGUUCUUGUGACACCCCUAUCCCCAGGCAGGAUCUCUCAGGGGUCUCUGAGACGGGAUCAUUUAAA